Molecule: messenger RNA, 648 nt
Organism: Exserohilum turcica Et28A
Lineage: Eukaryota; Fungi; Ascomycota; Dothideomycetes; Pleosporales; Pleosporaceae
Exons: 3
Coding region: 1-429 (142 amino acids)
Source: RefSeq, a predicted model, not a curated record
AUGUCGUGCCCAGUAAUCGGAACCACAAACGAUGUCCUCCCACCAAACCACCCCUCGGUCGACCUCUCCAAGGACGGCCAAACCUGCCCCGUUGUAGGCGCAAAGACCGACCACCACCACAACUUGCACGCGCACCCACCUGUCCCUACCAACGAGCGCACCGCAACCGAGUGUCCUGCGCUCAAAAACACCGUCAAGGAACCUCGCGCCCAGGAGAUGGACGACGGCCUUUGUCCUGUUGUUGGCACUGCGACAACCGUGCUGCCACCAGACCACCCGGAUAUGCUGAAGGCGAGCGAGGGCGACGUGUGCCCUGUUACCAAGGCUACAGUUGGCCACCACAAGGACAAAGUAGCUACGCACCCAAAUCUGCACGGUGCGGCUGACGGUGCCGUGUGUCCUGUUACGGGGCAGAAGCAGCUUGCGUAGAUACCUGGCUGAGACUUGCACAUCUUUUUUUUUUCCAUUUCCAACAUGGUCGUUUGAAUACAAGAUAUGAAACAGAUAUUGUUGUACAAAUUAUGAUUUUGUUUCCGCUUGUGUUUUCGUGCACGUUUUGCACAAGUUGGGUGUAUCUGCAAUAAGCUUGAUUGUGUCUCACCGCCCUGACUGUUGUACUGUCACAUGUAUUGAUGUACCAUUUAGGAC